Messenger RNA from Clupea harengus (Atlantic herring), 3490 nucleotides. RefSeq lists its product as uncharacterized. NCBI's taxonomy places the organism in Eukaryota, Metazoa, Chordata, Actinopteri, Clupeiformes, Clupeidae. The record is from RefSeq and is a predicted model, not a curated record.
GUGCUGUGGAUUUAGCAUGUGAUCUCCUCACGGGUCAGAGCUGAUAAUGUCAGUCUGAGUUAGGGCUGCGCACAACCAGGUACUCUGACAGGGUGGAGGACCUAACCCAGCUGUCACUGUGGACACACAGGUGUCACACAGAGACAUAGAGCUUCAUCACCAUGGCUACACACCAGGACCACUGUUCUGGCAAACCUGACAGUAAUUCUGAAGAGGAAGACCAGCACAGAAAACCUAAGCACAGUGGCCUAAGCCCAGAAUCCCUGUCUUGGGAGGACGAGAACUUUCCCAUUUUCACACCAAACACUGACAUAUCCAAGCUAUCAAAGGCCAGUGAAGAAAACACAGCUGAAGAGGUUCAGAAUUCACCUGGCCCAUCACAGAAACAGGGGAAGAUCCCAGGGUAUGGAAAAUUUGCUGCUUUCCUACAAGACCAAGAGGAAAAUGAUGAAGAUUUUCUGGAUGAGGAUGCCCUAUAUGCACCUGAGGAAGAGGAAGACAACAGUCCUGGGAGAGGACAACUGGAAUCUAGCUUGCACUCAGAUGACGCAGAAGAAGACAUGAUUCCUGUACAGAAUCGUAAGGUUAGCAUUCCAUGUGUGGAAACAGAAAUACCCUGCAUUUUUGCCAAGCAGGAAGGAGAAGCCCGGAAUCUGAUGGAGGAAGAGGAUGCUCAUAUUGCAACAGAAAGAGAAAUGGAGGCAGAAUAUUCCACUCAUGCACACGAAGGGGGCAGUCUUAUCUCUGAGGUGAGACUGGAGGCCAUAAGUUCUAAUGAGAAGCAACAGGGAACCACAAAUGUGUAUGAUGAAAGAGGAGAGGCUAGGGUUUCUGUGGAAGCACAAGCCUGUGCCAACAUGCCAAGUAUUCAUGGCCCGGCUCAAGAGGUAGAGAUAAUUUCAGACAAAAAGCAGGUGUCCUCUUGCCAGCAAGAUAAAGAGGCACACAUUUUCACGCAGCAACAUGUGAGUGCCGACAUAGCUACACAGGAACAAGAAAGGGCUCACACACCAAAGGAUCAUAAAAAAGACAUGGACAUUCCUUCAUCAGCGGUGGGGAACACAGCGUGUCCUUCAUUUGAACGGGAGGAAGUCAGUCCUAAGCUAUUAGAGAAAGAGGAGCCUGCAUUAACUGAAUGUAUCCAACAGGGGGAGUCGCUGCUUCACCGCCUGCAUGUGGUGCAGCAGAAACAGCAAAGCCCUGAGGAGUCAGAGGAGUUUUCAGUCAUGACCAAUCAGCCAGCAGUAUUUGAAGGGAAUACAGAAGCUUUGGAAGGAGGAAAUAAUUUGACAGAUCCUGACACAAACUCCUGUGGAGAGGAGAAAGAUGAAGAUGCUCCGUCUCCGUCUCAAGGCCUGGAAGAGCCACAGGCUAGGGCUAGUGUGGAGAUGCAGCCCAGCCAUGGAGAUGAACAGGCUAGGGCUAGUGUGGAGAUGCAGCCCAACUAUGGAGAUGAACAGGCUAGGGCUAGUGUGGAGAUGCAGCCCAACUAUGGAGAUGAACAGGCUAGGGCUAGUGGGGAGAUGCAGCCCAGCCAUGGAGAUGAUCAGAGUGACAGCGGAGUGUCUGCUGACUCCUCCACAUGCGGCAUGCAGGAGCCCCAGGCCUAUGCUGCUGCAUCCACAUCUGCAGCCCAGCAGCUGCCACCUGGAACCCCAGCUCAGAGGAAGCGCCAUGAAAGCUGGGAGCCUGCGGGGAGCUUGCAGUCGUCCAGCAAUCUUAUUGGUGGUGCUGAAGAGGAAGAGGCGGAACAGAUCUCUGUUCAGAAGGAUCCUCUGGAGGGUCAGUGUUCCUCUGCUGGAGGGAGUGUAACCCAAGGAGGAGAGGGACAAGGUUCGGCUGGGAAGAGGACGGAACAGCAGAUCAAUUCUAAGGUGAAUAGGGAGGAGGACUUGGUUCGGCUGGGGAAGGCGUUAGGUGAGUGUUAUGUGAGGAAGUUCAAGGAGAGAAGGAUGCUGUUCGAGGCCUUCCAGCAGGUCAAAACUGCUGAGACAAAACCUCCUCCUCUCCGUCCAAAAAAGAUGCUCUCCACCUCCAUCUCGGCAUUCUCCUUAUCCUCAGUGUCUAAGAGGCAGGUCCCGGAAGAGCGGAUCCGUCCCUCUGUCUCUGUGAUGGAACGUGCUCGCAGUCUGGAGCAGCUCAGCCAGGCCCAGGAGUUGAGCGUGCCCUGGCACAGAGACAGUGGAUGGGGCAACCUGGCCGAGUCGGACGAGCGAGACAGGAUCAUCGUCGAAGGGGACGUCACGUUGGUUCACCGCAGGAGGUCUCUUCGUCCCACUCACAGCUCUGAAUCACUUUUUGGCCACAAAGUGGACGAGAAGCAGGAAGAAGGGGUGGGUGAGGAUGAGGAGGAUGAGGACGAAAGCUCUGUCCUGCACAGGCAGAAUCCCUUCUUUAAGCUGCGACCCUCACUGGCACUAAGGCCCGAUGUGGCCAGGGACAUCCGAGAUGCUCGAGAGAGGGAGAAAGAGCUACGGAAGCUCAGGAGGGGUCUCUAUGGAAGCUGGAAGGGUCGACGGCAUAGCCGAGUCUCAGGAACCACAACAACCAGCCAAGCAGACUUAGGAAGUAUGGAGGAAGAUUAUCAGUCCAGAGGUAAACUGGACCUUGUGUGGCCACCUCCCUCCCCAGACGAGAAGGUUCCACAGACAGGGGACACACAGGAGCAGAAACCUCUGAUCCCACCAAGUCAAAAAGCUCUGCUUUGGCAGCGCUGGGAGACCGGCACGGUGAACGGACACGUGAAGGGAGAGGACUGACACGUACUCCAUGUGUCCUCAAGGACGCUGACCCCACCCCACAUCACCCCAAAGAACUCACCUGACUCUCAGAACCACCAAGGAGACGUGGAUCAGGACUGACUGCUGUGGGGAUGCAAAGGAUGGUUCCUGGAUCAGACAUGAGGAUGAAGCAAAGAGAAAGUGCUAGAUCAGCUGUACGGAGGGAAUUAAAUGUUUGGCAGCAGGUCUCACAAGCAUUACCUCAUGAGAUACAAUCAGAAUUGAACGCACAAACUCCCAAGUGAUAGGGAUCUGAUGAAGCCUGAACUGUGACAGAGCUCUGAUGUCUUUCCUGUGUAGGAUUACAAUCAGUUAGGCAAGUUACACUUGGUUUAGCCUCAUUACAGUAAGAGAGUAAAAAUACUGGUUACAUGUUCCCACUCAAGUGUUAAUGUGAUAGUGCUGUUACACAAUCAUCACAUGCUGUAUCGGUAUGAAACAAGAUAUCAUUUAUAGUCCCAGACAAGUCUUACAUCAGUGCUACUGUGAUAGCAGUGUUGUUUGUUACACGUGAUUAUUUGUUGUAUCUGUAAAGUGUUGUGAUAAAACAAGGCAAAUAUGAACACACACAUUCACAUAUCAACUCACAAAUCAAAACUCACUCUUGCACUUUCUUGCACUUGUAUCUUAACUGCUCUGUAUUAGUCCAGGCAAAGUAAGUCAUUUUGGAGCCAAAAAUAGAACUAAUUGUAAAAUAAUUUUUUUCAGCA